This is a messenger RNA of Dictyostelium discoideum AX4, 1407 nucleotides long. RefSeq lists its product as hypothetical. NCBI's taxonomy places the organism in Eukaryota, Evosea, Eumycetozoa, Dictyosteliales, Dictyosteliaceae. The record is from RefSeq and is a predicted model, not a curated record. The transcript has 2 exons. Bases 1 to 1407 code for a protein of 468 amino acids.
AUGAAGAUAUUAUUAUCACUAAUAAUCAUAUUUUCAUUAUUAUUUUCAAUAGGAUAUUGUGAUAACUAUUUUAAAAAAAAUAAUGAUCAAGAAUUUAAUUCAAAAAGAGAAUUAGUUGAAAAAGAAAGAGAUGAAUUUAAUAAAGAUAUUGAAUCAUUGUACAAUACAUUUAAAAAGUUUAUAUUAGAAACACCAAUAAAUAGUUAUUUAGAUAAAAUAGAGAAAAUAAUUGAAGAUGCUAAUAAAAUUGAAAAAGAACAGGCUAUUAGAUAUCAACAAAUUGAAAAUCAAGAGUUAUUAGAAGAAUUUAAACAACAACAAAAAGAACAACAAAAAAAUAGUGACAAUAAUAAUGAUAGCAAUAUUAAAGUGAGUAAUAAACAAAUAAAAGGUACUCAAUCAACUUCAAAUGAUAAUAUUGGGUUGAGUUCAACAACAACAACCUUGGAAGAUUUAUUAUUUGAUUCAUUAGGUUUAAAUUCUGAAAAAAUGCAAAAACUUUUAAUUUCAUUAUCACUAGGCGCAGGUGGUAAUCGUUCGCCACAAGAUAAUCAAAGACAACAACAACAGCAUCAUCACCAACAUCAAAGACAACAACAAGAACAACAACAAAAUAAUGAAGAAUUUGUAACACAAACACCAGAACAAACAUCAAGACAACAUCCAACAUUACAGCAAUUACAAGAAGAACAAGCAAGAUUACAAGAAUUACAAGAACAACAACAACAACAACAACAACAACAACAAAAUCCAAAAGAAACUCGUCAACAAGAGGAAUUACAAAUUCAACAAAACCAACAAUGGUUACAAGAACAAUUAACUCGUCAACAAGAAGAAUUGAAACUUCAACAAGAGGAAUUAAAACGUCAACAAGAGAUUGAUCAUCAACGUCGUUUAGAAUUUGAACAAGAAUUGGAGAAAUUUAAAAAAGAUCAAGCUGAAAGAGAUGCAAGAGAUCAAAAAGAGAAACAAGAAAGAGAAGCAAGAGAACAAAAAGAGAAACAAGAGAGAGAAGAAAAAGAGAAACAAGAAAAGGAGGAGAAGGAAAGAAAAGAAAAGGAGGAGAAGGAAAGAAAAGAAAAGGAGGAGAAGGAAAGAAAAGAAAAAGAGGAAAAAGAUAAACAAAGACAAAAUUCUUCACCUGCAUUCUCCUCAAAUGAUGUUAAUACUGGUGGCGCUUCUGAUGGUGGUAUAGUUAUUCAUGUACGUGAACCAUCAUCAGAAGGUAUCUCUGAUUCUUUGGCAGAUGAAAUAUUGGGUUUUUUCAAUCAUUUAAUUCAUGAUCGUAUACCUUCUCGUAAUCAACCAAAAGAAGACUCAUUUGAUAAUAUUCCAAACACUGAAGAUACUUCAAAUCCUGAAUUAUCACCAAUUUUAAAUAAAAAAAAAAUAAUAGAAAAAAUUUAA